GUAUUAAGGAUUUAGGUAAUUUAAAAGAAUUAUUAGCAGGAUGGAAACUUUCUGAAAUACUAACUUUCUUAGAUAACCGAAAGCAAGUAAUUCAAUACUUAAACAUUGAAUUAACAACAAAAGGAGUAGAAUUAUCAAAC
Funneliformis geosporum is the source of this 140-nucleotide messenger RNA. The record is from the annotation of a GenBank genome assembly. Lineage: Eukaryota; Fungi; Glomeromycota; Glomeromycetes; Glomerales; Glomeraceae.